Quercus robur (English oak) is the source of this 1632-nucleotide messenger RNA. Its product is annotated as WAT1-related protein At3g28050-like. Bases 320 to 1381 code for a protein of 353 amino acids. Gene Ontology annotation, cellular component: plasma membrane. The transcript has 7 exons. The record is from RefSeq and is a predicted model, not a curated record. NCBI's taxonomy places the organism in Eukaryota, Viridiplantae, Streptophyta, Magnoliopsida, Fagales, Fagaceae. Gene Ontology annotation, molecular function: transmembrane transporter activity.
UUAAGACUAUCCCACACUCCGUAGUCCCCACUCUCCCCACUUUUAUCUUUAGGAUUGUUAAUUUGCCAUUUCCCAAACUAGGCUUAGGAAUAGGAUAGUCAGUAUCUUGCUAUCAAUAUUUGUUUUCAUUCAUCAAUAAAGCAUGUUAUCAAAGAAAAAAAAAUGCAUGUCAGUUUACAACGUGAGACUUAAAAGGAAGUAGAGAACCAUAAGUUUUAUGCCUUCCUCUUCCUCCCAAUACUGAAUUGAGUUUUAGGCUUUAGCUGAUGUGAUUCAAAUUUCCCUUCCUUCAAGUUAUAGCACCUCAAGAUUAAACAGAAUGUUCCAGGGUAAGGGCGUGACACUGAUCAUGGUCACUGUGGAGUGCUUGGAUGUGGGCUUAAACACUAUUAGCAAAGCUGCUAUGACUGGAGGGAUGAGUGAUUUCAUCUUUGUUACAUAUUCUAAUUCCAUAGCUAUCUUUUUUCUUCUCUUAUCUUGCCUCAUCUUUUACAGAAAAAAGUCUCUCCCUCCACUCACAUGGGGCAUAGUCGGUGGAGUGUUUCUUGUUGCCUUGUUAAGUUCUACUGUACAGAUGCUUAAAGCUUUUGGGAUAGGUUAUAGCUCUCCCACUAUGUCCUCAGUUAUGUCUGAUUUACUCCCAGCUUUUACUUUUGUUCUUGCCGUCAUCUGCAGGUUUGAAAAACUAGACUUAAGACUUAGAGGUAGUCGGGCCAGGAGUAUUGGUACCAUUGUAUCAAUCACAGGAGCUUUAAUUGUCACUCUCUACAAAGGCCUACCAAUUUCAAUUGCUUCAUUACCUGAGAAAGUGGUCAGUGGUGAGCUUCUUUCCCCCCUCCACUCAAACUGGAUCCUAGGGGGUUUUUGCUCUGCAUCUGCUUACUUUUUGCUUGCAGUGACAUACAUUGUACAGACAUGGGUUGUUAGGGACUACCCUGCAGAGCUUAUGUUUUCACUCAUUCGUUGUACCUUUGUGACCAUCCUAUCUGCCAUCAUCUCUCUUAUUUUAGAGAAUGAUCCAAAUGCUUGGAAAUUGAACUUUGAUAUGGAAUUGAUAGCUGUAGUGUACUCGGCACUGUUUGCAAUUACAAUUCGAACCAGUGUUCAUCUAUGGGCAUGUCACAAGAAGGGUCCUGUCUAUGUUGCCAUGUUUAAGCCACUUGGUAUAGUCAUUGCAGUUGUGAUGGGGGUUACUUACCUUGGGGAUACUCUUUAUCUUGGAAGUGUGGUUGGAGCGGCUAUUAUAGUACUUGGGUUUUAUGCCGUGCUAUGGGGGCAAGCCCAAGAAGAGGUGGUGAUUGAACACCAUCCAAUUACUAGUAGCUAUGAGUCAUCCUCUCCUAAUGCCCCUCUUUUGCAGAACAAUGGCACUGAAGUGUAGAAACCUUGCAAAAAAUGUGAAGUUAGAUUAAAGCCUUGCUGUGUUAGAAACUAAAUACAUCAUUUUUUUUGUUGGCAGCAUCAGUUUAGGAAGAUACAUAUUUGUUAAAAUAACAUUUAUUGGGUAAAGUAGAAGAUAAUUGUUCGAUAAAUACAGGCAUGUAUUUCUCUAAAGGGGAAAUUAUGAUAGAAUGUUGCUUCAUUAAAGUUGAUGGGGGUCACAAAACAGGAUUCCCUCCAUAUCAUUUGAAA